UUUGCAAUAACGACCGUCGAACCGUGAUCGUUGAUCUCACUGCGUGCUGUUGCUUGCGGUAACAGUUAGUGUACAGUGAAUGAAUUCUCGGUCGCGCUCGAUGACUGCAACGAUCGGCUUUCAGCUUGAUCGAGAUCGAUUCUGAAAUCCUGGCCUCGCCCGGUUGACGAUCCCGCUAUUGUUGCUCGUGAUAGUUACUAGCUUCUCUGCGGUACCGUAGUGGAAAGUGACAGUGACGGCCAGCCCCGAGUGACAUAACCGAAGAAAGUGUCUGAACCUGUUGCUAAUUGACAGCCAGUUUCCGUCUACGUGCUGGUAAUGACCAGAUGUCGCGGAGAUAAAAAUGCUGUCAAAAGCAAACUCGGGAUUCGUUCUUUCACGGUUCAGAUCAGACGACCUGCCUCUCUGGAAAGUUCUGAAGAAACGUCUUAAGGUAAUCCGCAGAGGAUACCCGAGUCUCCCGUGAAACUGUCUCGCUCUGCCCAUGUCUAACGAUGCACGAUCGUGUUGCCGAUUCGCGAAGAACGUACGGAGGCCUGUGUUUUCGAUCCAGUUAGAGCAGAACCAGUGUAGAGAGAUAAUAGUGUAGAACAAUGUCGUCGAACGGUGAAUUUUCGACGAUGUCCAGCGAGGAGGUGCCCUCGCUGCCAAAAUCCUUGCCCAGCUCUAGGGAGGCCACCGCGGAGGGUAGUUCCGGUUCCAGCGGCGGCUACAUGCCACUUCGAGAGUUCCUGGAUCGAUUCUCGUUACCCAGAGUGGUCAGACUCGAAGGUACCGGCGGCAGGCCGGUGUUGCUGUACAAACAGCAACAGAGAUCGCUCCGGGUUACUGCCACCCUAUUGAUACAUCGUUAUCGGCACGAUGUCAAAGUGGGACCGGAAAUAGUCAUCCCAGAGGGUUAUCCGGGGUGGUUUUCUGUGAUAUCUGGCAACAAUACAACCGGAAGUGCAAGGGUCUACAGAAGAGUGGACUCCCUAGUGCGAGCAGGGGUGCCAGCAUUUCUGCUGGCUGCACCUUUAAGGGCAUACAUUUUAACCCACUCGAAAAUGGCUUCCGAAAAGGAUCAGUAUGCGCAAUGUUUGGAUCCACAUGGUCGCGAGGUAUUUGCUCCUUUAUCGGCAAGAGGAGAAUUUUAUGCUAUUUGCCAGAAUGGAAGUAUCGAUACUGGAAGCGAUGCAGUGCUGUACAAAGUGCAUCAUCUUGCGAAAAGACCAUUGCCUCUCAGGGUUCGUUUGAUAGCCGGUCCACUACCUGUACCAUUGCCGAGGGAAUAUGGUGGUUUAAUGCAGCUGGAAAGCUCAACUCGAGGUCCAAUUGUUUUAGGGUGCAUCGUACCGGAAAGACCAGUUCACAAUCCAGAAAUGCUUGAGUUAGUUGUAACCGGAAAUGGUGCCCCAAGAGUGAGAAGAGCACGAUUAGGUUAUCCGUCAGAAGCUAGGCUUUUGGCUUCACCGAAAAUGCAACGAUUAUUAUCUGCCUGCAGCCGGGCUGUCGGAGAUCGUGCAACGGAACCAAGAGUGGCACCUCUGAAACUGCAUCCAGUCGGCGAAAAUCUGAAAGAGAUGCAUUUAAAGAAAAUUAAACCGAAACCGGAAACGAAGCCAAUUCUGCAAAGCUUGAAAGAUGGACUGGAACAAUUAAAAAAGAGCACCGUUAGGGAGAAAAGUCAAACCAGACAAAAUUGUCGAAAUGGAUUUCUAGAUCGAAUUUCAAAAUUUGCUCAAGGCAAUCGUAGCAGAAAUCCUGCAAAAAAAUCAGCUUCGUUCACGUUUGCGGUAAAACCCGAAAUUGCUAUGAGGUGUCAAGAACGUUACUCCAGUUUGGAGCCAGAAACUACCUCUCAUCCGAGUCAUUCGAACUCUUCCAAACAACCUGUACAAAGAUCAGCGUCCACCAGUGUUUUAGAAAUGCCAGCCAAUGUUGAAUUACAACCCAAUUAUUCUCGUGUUAGAGAUAGUCUUACACCAGUGCCAUCCCUUCCCAAGUUAACCAGGACCAAAGCUGACGACAUUUAUGCGGAGAUUUGUGAGAAUGCGGCCGCGCAGGUCCAGAAAUGUCCCGGAAGUCACGUGAUGGCUAGGAUCAAAAUCGUUGUAAAAGGCCGUGAUUCGUCCACGGCACUGCCGAGCAAGAUUAGCAAUGAUAGUAGAUACGUAAACUCGAUGGUAACGAGCGAGCAAAUUGAUUCGAUUAUCAGCACGGAAGAUGAAGUUAUUUACAAUACGAUAUUUUAAACAUGGAGAAUUUUAUUAUUAUAUAAGUUA
This is a messenger RNA of Eufriesea mexicana, 2264 nucleotides long. RefSeq lists its product as uncharacterized. The record is from RefSeq and is a predicted model, not a curated record. The transcript has 5 exons. The coding region runs from base 594 to 2234 and encodes 546 amino acids. Lineage: Eukaryota; Metazoa; Arthropoda; Insecta; Hymenoptera; Apidae.